Molecule: messenger RNA, 3442 nt
Organism: Notolabrus celidotus (New Zealand spotty)
Lineage: Eukaryota; Metazoa; Chordata; Actinopteri; Labriformes; Labridae
Exons: 3
Coding region: 1-3039 (1012 amino acids)
Biological process (GO): DNA integration
Molecular function (GO): nucleic acid binding
Source: RefSeq, a predicted model, not a curated record
AUGGUGAAACAGCAAAAAGCUGUGUGCUACAUAGUGAAACGCAGCGGAGUGAAAGCAUCUCAUCCAGCUCAGUCAUCACCCUUACAUGACACCACCUCGUCCAAUCCAUCCGCUGCUAUCGACUUAGCAAAGUACCUGAUGCGUCGAGAGAUGGGACCUGACAUGAACAAUUCAUUACUGGGAGUCUUAUUGCGUUUCCGUAAAGAACCUGUAGCAGUGAUGGCUGAUGUGCAAAAGAUGUUUUAUUGCUUUACUGUCCGUGAAGAGCACCGGGACUUUUUGCGCUUUUUGUGGUUUGAAGACAACAACCCAACCAAGCAGAUCACCGAAUACCGCAUGAAGGUUCAUGUAUUCGGGAAUUCUCCCUCUCCAGCAGUGGCCAUUUAUGGCUUAAGGAAGGCAGCCCUACAUGCAGAAGGAGAAGAUGGUACAGAAGCCAAGCAGUUCAUUAUGCGGAACUUCUACGUGGAUGAUGCCCUGGCCUCUUUCCCCACAAAUGAUGAAGCCAUCUCUGUCUUGAAAAGAACCAAAGACAUGCUAGCUGAGUCAAGCAUCAAGCUGCACAAGAUAGCCUCUAAUAGCCGUGUGGUGAUGGAUGCGUUCUCCCCAGAAGAACGGGCUAAAGACCUAGUCAACCUGGAGCUAACAAUCGACCCCUUGCCACUUCAGCACAGUUUGGGACUCACCUGGAGCUUGCAGACUGACACCUUCACCUUCUGUGUAUCUAGAGAGAAGAAGCCGUUCACCAGAAGGGGGAUCCUAUCCACUGUUAAUGGUCUCUACGACCCACUGGGAUUUGCAGCACCUGUUACAAUUCAAGGAAAGGCCUUAGUCAGAGAGUUGUCAGCCGAACAGUUUGAAUGGGACGCCCCUCUCCCAGCUGUGAAAGAAAAACAGUGGAGGCUGUGGACAGACUCAGUCCAUGAGCUUGAACAGCUUCAAAUAAAAAGGGCAUAUGUACCUGUUUCUUUGCGCUACAUUGAACACAGAGAACUCUGUGUUUUCUCUGAUGCUUCCACCAUGGCCAUUUCAGCAGUGGCAUACUUAAAAACAGUGGACAAGGAGGGCCAUACUCACGUCGGGUUCGUCAUGGGCAAGUCAAAGCUGGCUCCUCAUCCUCAACACACCAUUCCACGGCUGGAGCUUUGCGCUGCCGUACUGGCGGUUGAAAUGGCAGACCUAUUAACAGAGGAACUGGACAUUGAUAUCCACAAGGUCACAUUCUUCACAGACAGCCGGAUUGUAUUAGGCUACAUUCAUAAUACAAACAGAAGAUUUUACGUGUAUGUGACCAACAGAGUUGCUCGCAUCAGGAAAUCCACAAGACCUGAACAGUGGAACUUUGUCAGCACAGAAAACAAUCCUGCAGACCAUGGGACACGCUCUGUGUCAGCAGCCCAGUUGUCACACACCAACUGGUUACAAGGUCCAACUUUCCUGUCCAGAGACACCUGCUUAAAGCAAGAGACUUUUGAGUUAGUAGAACCUGAUGCCGACGCAGAUAUACGUCCACUGAUCACAGCUUUCAUAACCAAAGCCUCUGUCAAUCGGCUUGGCUCACGGAGAUUUGAGCGCUUUUCAAGUUGGAAAGCCCUCUGCCGAGCUACAGUCAAACUCAUAUACAAAGCCAGGUCUUGCAGUAAAAAUACAAACAGCAAGACAGAAGUAUGGACACAGGCAAAAACAGUUAUCAUCAGAAGUGCCCAACAAGAUGCCUUCUCUGAGGAGAUCAGGUCCCUCUCAAGGGGUGAUGUUGUCUCAAAGUCCAGCACUCUCAGGAAGCUGAACCCUUUUGUUGAUGCAGAAGGCCUUUUGAGAGUUGGAGGGCGUAUGCCUGCAACACACACUCCCUGGGAAGAGAGACACCCAAUCAUUGUCCCCAACAAACAACACAUCGCCACCUUAUUAGUGAGACACUAUCAUGAGCAGGUCGCACAUCAAGGGAGACAUCUAACAGAAGGUGCUCUUCGCUCUGCUGGUUUGUGGCUGAUAGGAGGCAAGAGGUUGGUGUCUAACAUCAUACACAAAUGUGUGAUCUGUAAAAGGCUAAGAGGAAAAGUAGAGGAACAACAGAUGGCUAGCUUACCUGCUGAUCGAGUCAGCCCGGGUCCUCCAUUCACAAGUGUCGGUGUUGAUGUGUUUGGCCCAUGGACUGUCAGCUCACGGCGCACCCGAGGUGGGGUUGCAGAGAAUAAACGCUGGGCUGUCAUCUUCACAUGCAUGGUGACAAGAGCCGUGCAUAUCGAAGUUCUAGAGUCUCUGUCCUCUUCAAGUUUUGUAAACGCCCUAAGAAGAUUCACAGCCAUUCGUGGACCAGUUCGUCUUUUUCGUUCUGAUCAGGGUACUAACUUUGUGGGUGCCUGCAAAGAGCUCCAAAUAAGAUCUGGGGACCCUGAGCUAGCAACUUACCUUCUAGAUAAAGGUAGCACCUGGACAUUCAACCCUCCCCACGCCUCACACAUGGGCGGAGCAUGGGAGAGGAUGAUAGGUGUGGCUCGCAGGAUAUUGGACGCUUUGCUGUUGAAGAGAAACACCUGUCACAUGUCUCACGAGGUUCUGGUCACUCUCAUGUCCGAAGUUAUGGCAAUUAUGAAUGCUAGGCCUCUAGUCCCUGUAUCGUCUGACCCAGAUAUGCCUGCCGUCCUUACACCUGCCAUGCUCUUGACACAGAAAAUUGAGACUGUGUUGCCACCAUCACCAGGACAAUUUGACCUCAAGGAUCUCCACAGUAAACAAUGGAAGCAGGUCCAAACUUUAGCUGAUGCAUUCUGGAAACGUUGGCGGCAGGAAUACCUGGUGACCCUUCAAGCAAGACAAAAGUGGCAUGUGGACAAACCAAACCUGAACAAAGGAGACGUGGUGCUUCUGAAGGAUGCACAAGCAAAGAGAAAUGAAUGGCCUGUUGGCAUUGUAGUUGAUGUCUUUCCAAGUGAGGACAAAAAAGUUCGGAAGGUGGAUGUUAAGGUAGUCAAGCAGGGCACUCCAAAGGUGUACUUGAGGCCUGUCUCAGAACUUGUGUUGCUUUUGAAAAAUGUAUAAUGGUAUAAUGUGUUAUACCAGGCGAGGAGUGUAUUGCCUUGUUAUGUUUGUGACCAAACUACGACAUCUAGUGUCUAAAAGCUGUAAUAGCAAAGCUUUGAGUUAUUUUGAACCCUUGGUCUUGCCGUAGUUAUGUUGCCAUGGGUACGGACCGUUUUGUUUAUAGUCUAUGGUACGGACAUAAUCCUUCUUAUAUCGCGUUUGGAAAACAUUUGCCUGUAAGUAUUUUCAUAUACAGUGCUUUUAGUUCAGUUUCAUUGUUUCAGAUUGUUUGUGAUAAAGGUUAAAAGUCUAUUUUAAAACCGCCGACAGUGAAAUCUAUAUAUGCUAACCACUAGCAUGUCAAUGCAAUUUCCCAUGUAUGUUAGCAUCAAGCUAGCGCUUCGUGUCGUUAUAGCGCUGU